UUGAUUAACUUUUACUUAGACUAGUGACGAUACGAUCUAUUUGAGAUAUUUUUCAUUGACGAAUUUCUUCGUAAAAUGUAAAUAUAUGAGACACUAGCGACCGUACAACGUCCGCCGGCUUUACUUAUAACAUGAUCUAACGAAUCUAUGCCAUUCGAUUCAUCGUAUAAUAUUGUUAAUUUAUAAAAGUAAUAAUGGCGAAUACAAAACUUUACAAAUUAAGUAAAGUAUCCCAAUUAUUUCGUUCAGUGUAUACUACGUUACCAAAUGCAUUCGAAAAGACGGAAGUUUCGAGAGGUUAUGUGCUUGAAUUAUUUUAGAAUAUGAUCAAUAAUGGAAUUAUCAAAUCAGUUAAUAGAGGAAUGCAUGUAUUAUUGCCAUUAGGAUUACGAGUGUUGGAUAAACUUACAGCUCUUAUUGAUAAAGAGAUGAUGAACAUUGGAGCACAGAAAAUAUUGUUACCUUCUUUAACAUCAGUUAAAUUAUUAGAGAAGACUAAGAGAUAUGAUCCUGAUAAAAAUGAAUUAUUUAGUCUAAUGGAUAGAUACAAUAAGCAAUACGUUCUUAGUCCAACUUUUGAAGAAGCGAUAUGCGAUCUAAUACAUAAUCUUGGCCCUUUAUCUUCCAAGAUGUUACCUCUAAAAUUAUAUCAAAUUUCUAGCAAAUGGAGGGACGAAAUGAAACCGCGUCUAGGCUUAUUACGUAGUAGAGAAUUUAUUAUGAAAGAUUUGUACACGUUUAAUGUCAAUUUAGAUGAUGCUAAAGAUACAUAUAAUAUCGUAUGCGAGGCUUAUGAUAAAAUUUUUAAUCAAAUUGGAAUGGAGUACAUAAAAGCUGAAGGUGAUACAGGAUCUAUCGGUGGUUGUUUAUCUCAUGAGUAUCAGUAUUUAUCUGAGAUUGGAGAAGAUGUUAUUCUGUCGUGUCAAUCUUGUAACUAUUGUGUAAAUAAAAAUGUAUCUACGCAAUCUGUGUGUCCACAUUGCAGCAAAAAGUUACAAGUACAUAAUGCUGUUGAGGUUGGACACACUUUCCUCUUGGAUACAAAGUAUUCAAAACCAUUAAAUGCAUUCUAUAAAGAUAAUAAUAUAGAAAAACCUCUUGUAAUGGGCUGUUUUGGAAUUGGCUUAAGUCGUAUUAUGGCUGCAGCAGCUGAAAUUCUUUCAACGAAUGAAGAGUUAAAAUGGCCCAAAAAUUUGGCACCUUUUACAGUUUGUAUCAUACCACCAAAGAAAGGAAGCAAAGAAGAAAUUGCGUCAUCUUAUGUCGAACAGAUAUACGAUAUUUUAUGUAAAUUAGGUAUAGACGCAAUACUUGAUGACAGAACAGAUUUAACAAUAGGUAAACGUUUAUUAUAUGUACGGAACACUGGAUUUCCUUAUGCUAUAAUUAUUGGUAAAUCUGUAAUAUCAAAAUCAACGCUUGAACUUUAUGAUGUUUAUAACAACAAAUAUCACGAUUUAACUUUAGAGGGUAUAAACGAUUAUUUUAUGAACAGUGAUGUUAGAGAAUCCGAAAAUAUUUUGUUACAAGAAAGUAGACCAUAGCA
This is a messenger RNA of Vespula vulgaris, 1546 nucleotides long. RefSeq names its product probable proline--tRNA ligase, mitochondrial (gene ProRS-m). Gene Ontology annotation, molecular function: proline-tRNA ligase activity; ATP binding. NCBI's taxonomy places the organism in Eukaryota, Metazoa, Arthropoda, Insecta, Hymenoptera, Vespidae. Gene Ontology annotation, cellular component: cytoplasm; mitochondrion. Bases 324 to 1544 code for a protein of 406 amino acids. The record is from RefSeq and is a predicted model, not a curated record. Gene Ontology annotation, biological process: prolyl-tRNA aminoacylation. The transcript is spliced from 6 exons.